This is a messenger RNA of Sitodiplosis mosellana (orange wheat blossom midge), 3134 nucleotides long. RefSeq names its product glycerol-3-phosphate dehydrogenase, mitochondrial (gene Gpo1). Lineage: Eukaryota; Metazoa; Arthropoda; Insecta; Diptera; Cecidomyiidae. Gene Ontology annotation, biological process: glycerol-3-phosphate metabolic process. Gene Ontology annotation, cellular component: mitochondrion; glycerol-3-phosphate dehydrogenase (FAD) complex. The transcript is spliced from 8 exons. Gene Ontology annotation, molecular function: calcium ion binding; glycerol-3-phosphate dehydrogenase (quinone) activity. The record is from RefSeq and is a predicted model, not a curated record. Bases 434 to 2617 code for a protein of 727 amino acids.
UGUGUUGUUCUUACUUCUUUCAAUGUGACACAAAUGUCAUUUUCAAAACACUGAUAAAUCCACACACCAUCGUUUUCGCCCAGUGAAAGCGAUAUCAUUGCAGGUGCACGCAACACUUUUUUUUUCUUCUGUUUGGGAAAUAUUGCAUUUGCACCUCAGUUGAACAGUUAAUCAAAGCCGACGAAUCAAUUAACAAAUAUUUAGAUCAAUUAUCGUGAAUUUGGGUUUAUUUAUCAAGUAGGCGCAUUAACGGGACGGGUUUUUGUUUUUUCUCGGGGCGAUUCUUUUGCAUUUGCACAUUUGGAAUUGUUUAAGUGUCGCACAAAGUGUGUGUUUACCAUUAUCAUUAAGGUGACUUUUUGUUUCAGCAGACACGGGAUUUGUUUAGUUGGCUGCUAUUGACUGUGUACAAAAAGGUAAUCAGUGAGUUGCAAUGGCGGCAAGGUUUCGCAAAGUUGGCGUAACAACACUCGGUGCAUGCGCUGGCUUAGGCCUCGCUGGAUGGGCAUUGAAUCCAUUCGACAGACAAUAUGCAAAUGUAAAUGCAGCCGCAAUAGCAACGCCGCGGGUUAAGCGAAAGCUUCCUCCACGUUCUGAACAGGUGAAAACGUUGCAAAGUGGCGAAGAGUACGACGUAAUCAUCAUUGGUGGUGGUGCAACUGGUGCUGGAUGUGCUCUCGAUUCUAUCACAAGAGGAUUGAAGACGGCAUUGAUUGAAGGAGAUGACUUCGCAAGUGGUACAUCGUCGCGAUCGACGAAAUUGAUUCACGGUGGUGUGCGUUACCUGCAGAAAGCCAUUUUGGGUGCUGACAUUGAGCAGUACCGAAUGGUGAAAGAGGCUCUUCAUGAGCGAGCAUCGAUGUUGCAUUCGGCACCACAUCUAACACAUCCCAUCCCAAUAAUGUUACCGGUGUACAAAUGGUGGCAGCUUCCAUACUAUUGGGUCGGUAUAAAAUGCUACGAUUUCGUUGCUGGCGAUCGAAAUGUAAAGAGUUCCUAUGUGCUGUCGAAAAAUAAUGCGCUCGAACUGUUCCCAAUGUUGAAAGGUGAUAAAUUGGUCGGUGCCAUUGUCUACUAUGACGGUCAACAAGAUGAUGCACGUAUGAAUUUGGCGGUGGCAUUAACGGCAGCUCGUCAAGGUGCAACCGUCGUCAAUCACACCGAAGUCACAUCGUUGCUGAAGAAAAAGAACGAAGAAGGCAAAGAGGUGCUGUGCGGUGUAAAAGUGCGUGACACAAUAACAAACAAACAAUGGGAAGUAAAAGGCAAGUGUAUCAUCAAUGCAACUGGCCCAUUCACCGAUUACAUCCGUAAAAUGGACGAUCCAAAUGUGAAAACGAUCUGUUGUCCAAGUUCCGGUGUUCACAUCGUAUUGCCUGGUUACUACAGUCCACAACAAAUGGGUUUGCUCGAUCCAUCGACAUCCGAUGGUCGUGUGAUCUUCUUCUUGCCAUGGCAAAAUCAAACAAUUGCCGGCACCACCGAUUUGCCAUGCGAUGUGACCCACAAUCCGAAACCAACCGAAGAUGAAAUCGAAUUCAUUUUAACCGAAAUCAAAAACUAUUUGAACUCCGACGUUGAAGUGCGUCGUGGUGAUGUGUUGUCGGCAUGGAGUGGCAUCCGUCCAUUGGUAUCGGAUCCAAACAAAGAGGACACACAAUCAUUGGCCCGGAAUCAUAUUGUGCACGUAAGCCCAUCGAAACUGGUGACAAUUGCCGGUGGCAAAUGGACAACAUACCGUGCCAUGGCCGAACAUACAAUGGACGCAGCGAUCAAAGCAUGCAAUUUACAACCGGAAAAAGAGUCUUGCCAAACCGAUGGUAUGCUGUUGGAGGGUGCUCAUGGUUGGACACCAACCAUGUACAUUCGUUUGGUACAGGAUUUCGGUUUGGAAUGUGAAGUUGCACAACAUUUGGCACAAUCGUACGGUGAUCGCGCAUUUCCAGUCGCUAAAAUGGCAUCGCUCACCGGCAAACGGUGGCCAAUCAUUGGUAAAAAAGUUCAUCCCGAAUUCCCAUACAUUGAUGCCGAAAUUCGUUAUGGUGUACGUGAAUAUGCAUGCACUGCCAUUGAUAUGAUUGCUCGACGCUUGCGUCUCUCAUUUUUGAAUGUACAAGCCGCACAAGAAGCAUUGCCCACCAUUGUUGACAUUAUGGCCGAAGAAUUGAACUGGUCCAAAGAGGAGAAAGAACGGCAAAUCAAAUCGGCCACCGAAUUUUUGACCAACGAAAUGGGACAGUUCGUGAAUCGGGCAUCACGUGACAAAAUUCCGAUUAAUCUAUCGAAAGACGAAAUUCAAUUGUACAUUAAACGAUUCCAAAUCAUCGACGCAGAGAACAAAGGAUACGUGUCAAUCAACGAUAUUCGACGUGCACUCAAGAAUAUUGAAGGGAUUACGGUAAACGACGAAAAUCUGCAUGAGCUACUCAAAGAAAUCGACGUCUCGUACAACGGUCGAUUGGAAAUGUGGGACUACUUCCAGAUGAUGUCGGCAAUCAAAUCGGGUCACGUGGCCUACUCUCGAUUCGCGCGAAUGGCUGAAUUGGAAGAAGAGAAGCACGAAGUGGAAAAACUCAAGAAGAAGAUCACCGUUGAUCGUUCCGGAGGUGGACUGUAGAGAACAAAACAUGUGCAAAUCAAAAUCAAUCGAUUUUUAAUUAAGAUUUUUAAACGUACGAAAAAGCGAACACAAUUUUUUUCAAUCCCACAUUUUUCCUGUCUCCACAUACGCACACACACACACUCAAACAACAACAACAUUUGAUCUUUACAAAAAAAACACAUAAAAUGCUAAACUUUCUAAAUAACGUUUUUUAUUUCUUUUCUUCUGACAAAAUUAAGAAUGUGUCGACACAAAAUGUGUGUGUGUUUAUGAUUACCAUUAAAUUGUAUGAAUAUAACUGAAGAAAUGAACAAAAAAAUCAACAACAAACAAAAAAUCGCGCAUAAAAGUCAUAUUUAUCAGGAAUCAAAUCCUUUGUAAUUUUUAACUUGUCCAAAAGUGACCGACGACCAGUGGGUCGCGGUCGUGGUUUACAAUCAUAUAUGAUAUAGAUAUAUAGCCAUUAACGGCAAAUAAACAAUAAAAGAAACAUGAUGAUAAAUGAAAUAAGACAUUAGUACUUAUCAGUGGA